This is a messenger RNA of Olea europaea var. sylvestris, 558 nucleotides long. RefSeq lists its product as uncharacterized. The record is from RefSeq and is a predicted model, not a curated record. NCBI's taxonomy places the organism in Eukaryota, Viridiplantae, Streptophyta, Magnoliopsida, Lamiales, Oleaceae. Bases 1 to 558 code for a protein of 185 amino acids. The transcript has 2 exons.
AUGGCUCAUUUUGAAGCGCUAUAUGGUAGAAAAUACAGACCUCUAGUAUGUUGGGAUGAAGUUGGUGAAAGAAAGUUAUUGAGUCCUGGAUAUGUCUGGAUUACUGAUAGACGCAGAAUAAACCUUGAAUUUGAUGUUGGGGAUAGAGUUUUCAUGCUAUUGUCGCCAUGGAAAGGUGUUACUAGAUUUGGAAAACGAGGUAAAUUGAGUCCGAGGUAUAUUAGCCUAUAUGAGAUUGUUGAACGCAUCAGUCUAGUUGCAUAUCUAUUAGUUUUACCAACAGAAUUGUCUAGAAUUCAUGAUGUCUUCCAUGUUUCCAUGCUUCAUAAGUAUAUUCCAGAUUCAUCUCACGUUUUGAAAUCACAACCAGUAGACCUAAAAGAAAAUCUUACAUAUGAAGAAGAACCAAUUCAAUUAUUGGACAGAAAUGAACAGGUCUUGCAUAGUAAGACUAUUCUCUUGGUUAAAGUUUUGUGGAUAAAUCAUGCCGUAGAAGAAGCGACAUGGGAAAGUGAAGAACAAAUGUGUUCUCAGUAUCCAGAAAUUUUUCAUACUUGA